Molecule: messenger RNA, 3445 nt
Organism: Homalodisca vitripennis (glassy-winged sharpshooter)
Lineage: Eukaryota; Metazoa; Arthropoda; Insecta; Hemiptera; Cicadellidae
Product: protein O-mannosyltransferase 1-like
Biological process (GO): protein O-linked glycosylation via mannose
Cellular component (GO): endoplasmic reticulum; membrane
Molecular function (GO): dolichyl-phosphate-mannose-protein mannosyltransferase activity
Source: RefSeq, a predicted model, not a curated record
UUGUUUAACAGUGCUACUUUCAUUCCAUAGAAAUACAGUCUUUUCGUCUGUACAUGAUGGUUGUCUGCUGCGACAAUGUGUUGACUGGUUAGACGCUUGAAGUUAGAAAGAAAAUAGGUAAAGGCAGUCAUAACAAAAUUGAACUGUCAUUACUGACAUCGAUUUUAAUUGUUUUUGAAAUGUUUGUAGGUGUUAUUAUAUUGUAUAUGUAAAAUGGAAGUAGAAUUAAAAUCCAAAAAGAUGAAAAAUCUUCUUAGAAACGGAAAGAAGAAAAAACUUCAAGCAAAACAUAACCCUAACCUCAACUGAACAGGACUUCACCGAAAAUCCUUCUGAUAAUAUUAAUGAACAUGCGAAUGCCACCGAAAAUAAUUUGGAUAUGAAAAAAUCAAAAACGGAAAUUUAUCGAGAUAAACAGGUUGAUGGUACCGUGAUGGAGAGUUCUGCUUUCAUAAAAUCUGUGAAACCCGGAGUGAACAGGUUUCAGAUUAACAUUGAAUUGGAUGCAGUAGCGGCUAUCUUGUUCAUUGCCGCAAUUGCUACAAGAUUCUACAAACUUGAGCAACCUCGACACAUUGUAUUUGACGAGCUACAUUACGGAAAGUACGUUAGUCUGUAUAUGAAAAGGACAUUCUACUUUGAUUCUCAUCCUCCGUUUGGAAAACAGCUGAUUGCAGCAGUGGCUUACUUAGCUGGAUUUGACGGUAACUUCAGAUUUGAGCGUAUUGGGAGUCAGUACAGCAGUCAAGUGCCGCUGUUUGCAUUGCGCCUGAUCCCUGCACUCUGCGGUUCUCUACUGGUUCCGGCUGCGUAUUAUCUCAUACUGGAGCUGGGUUGUUCUCAGUGGGCUGCAGGCUUGGCUGCUUUUUUGUUACUUGCAGAUAAUGCUCUGCUGACCCAGUCCCGAUUCGUGCUGAUGGAGUCGCAACUGCUGCUGUUCUCUGUGGUCGGACUGCUCUGUGUGCUGCGUUUCCGCCGAGCCCAGACUGUGUGCAAUCAUUACUCAUUGCGACGUUGGGCUUGGCUUCUCAUGGCUUUCGUGUGUCUCACCCUUUCCUUGUGUGUGAAGUACGUAGGAUUUUAUUCAUGGUGUCUGGGCAUUGCUCUGGUGUGUCGUGACUAUUGGCGGUUGCUGGCUGAUCGUGCAGUGUCCGACAUCAGUGCACUGUAUCACGCAGUGCUUCGCAGUGCAGUCAUCGUAGUAGCAUCCCUAGCUGUGUACCUGGCAGUGUUCUACAUCCACCUAGCUGUGCUCAACAAGGCAGGCCCACAUGACAGCGUGAUGACCAGUGCUUUCCAAGCCAAUCUAGAGGGUGGACUAGCCAGUAUAACCAGAGGACAGCCACUGGAGGUGGGUCAUGGCUCUCAGGUGACUCUGAGGCACACGCACGGACGUGCCUGCUGGCUACACUCCCACCCUCACGUCUACCCAAUACGCUACCCAGACCAACGAGGCAGCUCACACCAGCAGCAAGUCACGUGCUACACGUUUAAGGAUGUUAACAAUUGGUGGAUAGUGAAGCGGCCCAACAAGGACAACUUGGUGGUCUCCCAACCAGUUGACGUGAUCAAACAUGAUGAUGUGGUGCAGUUGGUGCAUGGUAUCACCAGCAGAGCACUCAACUCCCACGACGUAGCAGCGGCGAUGUCACCUCAUAAUCAGGAGGUGUCAUGCUACAUAGACUACAAUGUGUCGAUGCCGGCCCAGAACCUGUGGCGGGUGGACAUUGUCAACAGGGAGCAGGAAGGUGAUGUGUGGCACACAAUUCAGUCUCAGGUGCGGUUGAUACAUGUGAACACCAGCCAAGCCCUCAAGUUCAGUGGUAGACAGUUGCCUGACUGGGGGUUCAACCAACACGAGGUGGUCACUGAUCGUGUCGUACACCAGGAGGAUACCGUCUGGAACGUUGAGGAGCACCGGUACACCAAGAGUGAAGAUGAGAAGGAACGAGAGCGCGACCUGGUGAAUGCUGAAAUGAUCCCGCUGCAAGCGACGCGACUGUCGUGGUGGCGCAAACUGAGCGAGCUUCAGUACAAGAUGCUGAUUACGCACCAGGAGAACGUCCAGAAUCACAUGUACAGCAGUGAGCCGCUUGAGUGGCCUCUGAUGACUCGUGGCAUUGCGUACUGGGUCAGCACCGAGCAUAAUGGUCAAGUCCAUCUUCUGGGCAACCUAGUUAUCUGGUAUAGUGGCACGGCCGGUCUGCUUGCGUAUUGCAGUCUGCUAGUGUUCUAUCUAUUGCGGCGACGGAGGCAGUGCUAUGAUCUUCCCGAAGAGGAGUGGCACCGGUUUAUUCAAAUAGGGGAGGUCCUGCUGUGUGGUUUUCUGUUCCACUAUUUGCCAUUCUUCUUCGUAGAAAGGACACUGUUCCUGCACCACUAUCUGCCUGCGUUUGUCUUCAAGGUGUUGCUGCUGGCCGCUCUAGCUGAGCACAUGCUCUUCGUCAUUUGGAGGUGGCCCCUGGCUCGACUUGUGUUCUACUGUGUAGUUCUAUGUUUUGUGUUCGCUGUGCUCCAUGUGUUCCGGAAGUUCUGCGUUCUCAGUUACGGCACUUCAGCCCUCUCUGCCAAUGACGUCAUGAAACUGCGAUGGAAGGAUUCGUGGGAUUUCAUUGUUCACAUGUAGUUGUUAUACUUACACUUAGUUUUUUAUCUGUUGAUUUCACCUCAUCUCAUACGUUUCAUAGACUUAUUGUAGACAAGUAUAAGCUACUAAGGAACUCUGUAUGAUAGAUAAAUGUAUAGAAUAAGUAAGACUGCUUGUUAGACAUGACAUUGUAAGAACAAAUCAAAUCCUACCGAACAAUUCAAGUCGUUAUUUUAGAAGACUUAUUUACUCGUGUUUUUUUAGAGUAUCGCUCAAAUGUCCAUGGAGAUAUUUUUAUUAUAGACUAAGAGGAAUUGUAUUUUUAAUAAGAAUGGUGGGAACUGGACAAGAUUAUUUUUGUCAAGUGAUUGGGACGAAUAGUUUCAGAAACAGUAUCUUUUUAUAUUAUUUUUUUGAUACUUAAUUUUUUCGUGUCAACUAAAAUUAAUAUAUUUUUUGGGGUGGCAGAUCCAAGAAAAUAAAAACCCUUAAUGUACUCAAGACCUCACAAUAUUAUAGAAGUAGAACCUCUAAAUCAAAUGAAACACGUAAUUAUUGUUUGAGUAUAAAAUACUGCAGUGUUUAGACAAAUUUUCCUUGAAAGUUGUCUUGCAAAAUAUAUACAUGACAAUAAUUAAUUUUACGAUGUAAAAAUCUGAAAGGACUGUGCUAACAGGUGUGCUACGUAAUGUUAAAAUGCAUAUUACUGGAGGGUUAAGGAAAUUGAGUUUGUAUAGAUAAAAACUCGGAGGAAAUUCCACCAGUUUUUAUACCCGAAUUUUAAAAAGAAAAGAUUCCUUACCAAUCGCAUCCUGACUUCAAGAAAGCAACUUAGGUUUUAUUUAGUAACUUUUUAAA